CCCUUUUCACCUGCUUGCUAUCCUACUCUCUUGUUAGCUCAGAUUGUUUGUGUUCUCUUGUCGAAAUCUCGGAAUGUCUCAAAAGCGCAAGCGCGCUGCCGCUCAGGGCCUGGCUGCUGGGGAACGGCUGAAACGACACAAGCUAGCCUCCGCCUCUGAUUCACCCUGGGGAUGGGUCGGCACAGAAGUCAAGGACGCGUCAAAUAUCUCAGCAGAACAUCUUUUGGCUACCUGUGGCUUUGCUCGUAAUAACUCUAGCGCUUUUUGUCCAAACAAGUACGCAAGGCGGGCUUCCAGGCAGGCAGAACCGUCGACCUCGUCAAUCGAAGAACCUGUGGCCGAUGGAGAGCUUGCGGACGAUGUUAUAGUCAUUUCGUCGGACUCGGAGUCAUCGAACUGCAGUAAGAAAGGAUGCAGGAAGCAGCCGAACUGUGUCAACUACGUUGGGCAGGAGAAAUGGGAAAACAAAAACGCCGCUGCUAAAGACUUUCUGGCGGCAGCAGCGCUUGGACGAGACCCAGCGCUUCAGAACAAGGAAGACGGCCUCCCGGUGGGACUGCGGAAUUUGGGCGCAACGUGUUACGCCAACGCAUACAUCCAGGUCUGGUUUCAGAACCUUGCCUUUCGCAAUGGUGUGUUCCAAUGUCAACCAGCGCAAGACAAGCAGCACUCCUUCGAGGAUUCUCCUAUCUUUCACCUCCAAGCAACAUUUGCUGCUCUGCAGGAGGGUACCAUGAAAGUAUUCAAUCCCAUAAAGUUGGUCGAGAGCCUGAAGUUGAGGACAAACGAGCAGCAGGAUGCGCAAGAAUUCUCCAAGCUGUUCAUGUCCCACCUGGACACCGAGUUCCAGAAACAGUCAGAUCAUGCAUUGAAGCAUCUGCUCUCAAAUCAAUUUCAAGGGAAACAAGCCUAUGUGACGGUUUGUAAGACUUGCGGGAACCGAUCAGAACGAGAUUCUGACUUUCUAGAGAUCGAAGUCAACCUUGAGAAUAAUGCAUCUUUGGAGAGCCGGAUCGCUGCCAUGCUCGCGCCCGAGGAACUAUCCGGAGAUAACAAAUACUCCUGCGGAAAAUGCGAUUCGUAUCAGGAUGCGAGCCGUCAAGUCAUCCUCCGAGAACUACCCCCAGUCCUACACUUUUCCUUGCUCCGCUUUGUCUUCGAUCUCACCACGUACGAACGCAAGAAGAGCAAGCACAAUAUCUCGUAUCCCACCGUUCUGGAUAUGAACCGAUUCUUGCAUCCGCCUGGUCAAUCUUCUCCAGAUAAUAUCUAUGAUCUGCAAGGUGUACUGCUUCAUAAGGGCCCGAGCGCAUAUUCUGGACAUUAUGAAGCUUUGGCUUUCGAUACGGUCAACAAUUCCUGGUUUCAAUUCAACGAUGAGAGCGUCACGAAGAUGAAAGCUCCCGGAAGUAAGGCGAAUGGGACUCAAGACAAGCCUAAAGGGCCGCAAGCCAAUGGUCGUGCAAACGCAGGAAGGAAAAAGAGACGAAUUGACGACAGCGAUGACGAGGUUGUCAUUGUGUCUGAGCCUCCGAGCGGUCAACCUAAACCUACCCCAUAUUCAUCACCUGAAGCCAGUUACGCGACAUCCAAGGACGCAUACAUGCUGGUUUAUACGCGCCGAACUACUGCUCGCACAGAGGCCAAACCACCAGUGCCAACACCACCAUCGCGUGCCCUCGACGCUGUGCAGGCAUUGAUCGCAGAGCAUGAUAAAGCGUGCGCAGAAUUCAAGGAGAAGCGCCGAGCUGCGAGAGAAAAGUUCGAGGAGCUCUACUCGAAUAUGACCAGCAUUUAUCGGACAUGGCAUGUCUCAUCAGACGAGCAGAAGUCUAUCGUAGCCAGCCAACAAGCCUUGGAACUGUUUCUAUCUCGACAUCUGAGGAAGGACCCGCCUAAGGAACAGAAGGCAGACAAGCCUCCUGAGCUAAAACCGGAAGCUAAAGCACCAGCCAACGGCGAGGUCUCUUUAGACAAGUCAACUGAACGCGUCAAUGGUCACCUUCCGUCACCUGGUACUACGCCGACAGUAUCUGAGACUAACGGAUACAUCGAUCCCGAGGCGUCGACGCCCGAUAUCUCGAUUUCUGAUGUUGUAUGUCCACACGGUCUCCUAAAUCCUCAUAAGGCGGACGACAUGAAGCGAAUCGAUUAUGUGGCAUACACCAAACUCAUGUCCUUAGAAGAGUGUCGAUUUGUUCCUGAACUCACACCGUACGAUGUUUGCAGAGACUGCGUUACGGAGAUGUUCAUAGAGAAGCUGUACCAGUACGAGCAUCCAAAGCUCGUUUCCGAGUUCGAGGCGGUUAUGAAGCCGAUGGAAGGUCAAGGGUGGUACUGGAUCUCGACGAAGUGGCUUCGGGAUUGGAAGGCUCCCAAACCAAAGAUGCACGUCAUAUCACAGGGCGACCCUCCUCCAGACGCUGAACCAUUCAAAGAGAACGUCAGCUGCCCUCAUGGGAACCUGGAAAUCACCCUCACCUACCGAACGCAGAUCUCCCCAGAGGCCUAUCGACUCUUGAAGAAACUGUAUCCUCAAUGGGAGACACUCUCGUAUACUGCUCAGCGCUGUUCGACUUGCGAAGCUGGGAAGGACGUCCAGAAGGAAGAGCGGAUAAGGUCUGAACAGGAAAAGAUGAAGCUAAAGCACAUGUACGAGAAUGCGCUCGGCCCAAACAAUACGCGACUACUCCAAGACGUCCCUUGCGCACUCGUCCCCGCCGACUUCGCGCGUACGUGGAAGCAGUAUAUCUAUCGUCCUAUGAAGUACCCGAGGCCGGAAAUGUUGGACACGACAUGUUUCGUGUGCGAACAUGGCAAGCUCAAUAUCGACCCGAACUCGAAUGAUCUGGACUCGACGAUUUGCGUGGUCAGGAGGGACGACUGGGAUGCGUUGGCUGAGAUGUAUGACGUGACCGGGCCCAUCAUCGCGGUGACAAGACACGAGACUCCAGACGAGCAGAGAGAAAUCCGAUCAUCUUUCGUCCACGACAUCCCUGUGUGCGAAGAAUGCCGUCGGACAAGGAAGUCCGAUUUCGACCUCACCGAGAUCACUAUACGCAUGCUGUCCGCCGACGAUCCCAAUCCUACUCCCGAGUCCUUCACUAAUGGCCAUCUUAAACCCUCCGCUUCUUCAUCGACUCAGCCGGGCCACCAGACGAGCAUCACGACGUACUCGAAGAAAGGUACCAACGGCCCUCAAAGACAGUCGAAGAGGAUCCGCACAACGCAGCGAAAAGAGCAAAAGCUGGCGAUCUCGAAGAACAUGACGGUGAAGGAGAUCAAGCUCUUGUUGCAAGAUGACAUGGACAUCCCGACCAUCUGUCAACGACUCUUCUACCAAGGUCACGAACUCCUCGAUAACCAGGCCACAGUCGCCACCCUCGGCGUCCUCUCGAAUGACAUCUUCGACCUCCGUGAGGUCAAAGAGGACGAGGAUUUGUUGAACGACUCUGACACGGACAGGCCGCCGACGAAGAGACGGCGAGAGGAGGGCAGGGCGUUCGGCGGGACGUUGCUGGCUGGGGAUUUCAGCUCGGACAGGGAGGUCCCGGAGGAUACGGCGACGGAUCUGGGGAGCGAGAGGGGGUCGAGCGUGGGGGCACAGGACCAACAUGAUUCGUCCACAGGAGGAGGGGGAAUCGCGUGUUCGGCGUGUACGUAUGUGAAUCCGGCGGAGGUGGGGGCUUGUGAGAUGUGUGAGACACCGUUGAGGAGAUGACGAGCUUUGCGUCGCGCAGUGCAUUACUUUUAUUCUAUACCUCUGCAUCUAAUCAGCAUUAUCGUCACUAUUU
Molecule: messenger RNA, 3794 nt
Organism: Stereum hirsutum FP-91666 SS1
Lineage: Eukaryota; Fungi; Basidiomycota; Agaricomycetes; Russulales; Stereaceae
Product: cysteine proteinase
Exons: 23
Coding region: 74-3721 (1215 amino acids)
Biological process (GO): protein deubiquitination
Cellular component (GO): nucleus; cytosol
Molecular function (GO): cysteine-type deubiquitinase activity; cysteine-type endopeptidase activity; protein binding
Source: RefSeq, a predicted model, not a curated record